GGGGAGGGGACUUCAUGUUGACGAAACGAAACUGAAGGUCCAGAUCAACCGAAGCAACCGACCUGGAAGCAGUGCACUCGUUCAGGAGAAACAUAAAACGCAUUUUGAAACACGCUGACGGACAGAAACAGCAUCAAGGAAUGGCCUCUGCUAACACCUCCUGGCCUGAAGAGAACUUUUCAUGUUCCAUCUGUCUGGAUGUGUUCAGCAGCCCAGUUUCCACACCAUGUGGACACAACUUCUGCAGAGCCUGUAUUACUAAGUUCUGGGAUGAACAAGUCAAGUACAAAUGUCCUGUUUGCAACGAGCUUUUCAAGACAAGACCUGAUUUACGGGUCAAUAUCCUAAUUUCAGAGAUGGUUGAUCGGUUUGGAACGUCCCUACGAGUAAAAGAGCAGCCUUGUGUUGAACCAGCAGAAGUUCCCUGUGACGUCUGUACUGGGACCCAGCUGAAGGCCGUGAAGUCUUGCCUAAUGUGUCUUACCUCUUACUGCCAAACCCACCUGGAGCCACACCAUAGAGCCGCAGGCCUGAAGAAACAUCGGCUGGUCGAGCCUAUGGACCGUCUGGACGACAGGAUGUGUAAGAAACACGACCGACUUCUGGAGCUCUUCUGCCAGACUGAACAGGUGUGUGUGUGUCUGUUGUGCACAGUGACGGACCACAAGUCACAUCCUGUUAUACCUCUGAAGGAGGAAUAUGAAGUGAAGACGGCCCAGCUGGGGAAGAUAGAGGCUGAAGUUAAGCAGUUGAUCCAGGAGAGACAAAAGAAUAUUCAGGAGAUUAAAGACACAGUUAAACGCAGCAAAGCAGACGCAGACAGAGAGAUAGCUGAUGGUGUGCAGGUCCUCACUGCUCUGAUGCGCCACAUUGAAAAGUGCCAGGAUGAUCUCAACCAAAUGGUUAAAGAGAAACUGAAAUCCACAGAGAAACAAGCUGAAGACCUCAUCAAAGAGCUGGAACAGGAAAUAGAAGAUCUGACCAAUAGAAGCUCAGAGGUGAAGCAGCUCUCACACACUGAAGACCACCUCCACUUCCUCCAGGCCUUCAGAUCCCUGAAGGAUCCUCCACCCACCAGGGACUGGACCACGGUGGAGGUCCGUCCUCCGUCAUACGUAGGGACCUUGAGGAGAUCCCUGGAUCAGCUGCAGGAGACACUGAACAUGGAGAUGAAGAAGCUGCGUGAUGCUGAACUGAAGAGGGUCCAGCAGUAUGAAGUAGAUGUGACUCUGGAUCCUGAUACAGCUCAUCCCCGUCUCAUCCUGUCUGAGGAUGGGAAACAAGUACAUGAUGGAGGUGUGAGGAAGAGACUCCCAGACAACCCUAAGAGAUUUACACUGUUGGGAGGUGUUCUCACGAGGCAGAGCUUCUCCUCAGGGAGAUUUUACUUUGAGGUCCAGGUUAAAGACAAUAAUGAUUGGUUGUUAGGAGUGGUCAGAGAGUCCAUCGUCAGAAAAGGUCUGAUCAGGUGGACCCCUGAGAACGGUUGCUGGACUCUUCUCUACUACCAGGAUGGGUUGGUAUUUAGAGAUGACCCUGCUGUCCGUCUCCCUCUGAGAGCUGGGCUCCAGAAGGUGGGGGUGUUUGUUGAUUAUGAUGAGGGUGUGGUCUCCUUCUAUGAUGUGGAAGCCAGGGUUCAUCUCUACUCUUCUACUGGCUGCACCUUCAGUGAGCCUCUCCAUGCACUCCUCACCCCAUGUUCCCAUGUUUUUCAAGGUAACAACUCCGCCCCCCUCAUCAUCUCACCUGUCAAUCAAACAGACUAGGACCUUUGUAUGGUGAUAAAAUAAUCAAAGCAAUUACUAUAUAACUAAUAAUAACUAUAACUAUAAUAACUGAUUCAUUAAGCCAUUAACACUGUUCUAUAAAAAAAUAUAACCCAUUAUAACCUUUAAGUCUACUUUAUAAUCAAUAACUUUUAUCUGAAUGUUUAAUAUUUUCAAUUAAUGAAAAAGGAAAUGUAUUAGAUAAGGUGAAACAUUGAUUUUGAUCAAUGUAUUAGUUGAUUUAAGCAAAUAGUAAUAUUACUUUAAUCUUUGAAUCAUGUUUGACAACACAGUACAAUGUUUGUAAACUUUUGAGAUUUGAAUAAAAAUGUACUAAAAGUAGAAUGGGGACAUCUUCUGUGGAAUAGUUUCAUUCUCAGUGCAAUAUAUAUUCAGUGGAAUAGGUACAUUCUCAGGACAAUAUGCAUUCAGUGGAAUAGGUACAUUCUCAGUACAAUAUGUAUUCAGUGGAAUAGGUAUAUUCUCAGUACAAUAUGUAUUCAGUGGAAUAGGUACAUUCUCAGUACAAUAUGUAUUCAGUAGAAAAGGUACAUUCUCAGUAUGUAUUCAGUGGAAUAGGUACAUUCUCAGUACAAUAUGUAUUCAGUAGAAAAGGUAUAUUCUCAGUAUGUAUUCAGUGGAAUAGGUACAUUCUCAGUACAAUAUAUAUUCAGCGGAAUAGGUACAUUAUCAGUACAAAAUGUAUUCAGUAGAAUAGAUACAUUAUCAGAACAAUAUGUGUUCAGUGGAAUAGGUACAUUCUCAGUACAAUAUGUAUUGGAAUAGGUACAUUCUCAGUACAAUAUGUAUUCAGUGGAGUAGGUACAUUCUCAGUAUGUACUCAGUGGAAUAGGUACAUUUUCAGUACAAAAUGUAUUCAGUGGAAUAGGUACAUUCUCAGUACAAUAUGUAUUCAGUGGAA
Molecule: messenger RNA, 2688 nt
Organism: Gadus chalcogrammus (walleye pollock)
Lineage: Eukaryota; Metazoa; Chordata; Actinopteri; Gadiformes; Gadidae
Product: E3 ubiquitin-protein ligase TRIM39-like
Exons: 2
Coding region: 141-1766 (541 amino acids)
Molecular function (GO): protein binding; zinc ion binding
Source: RefSeq, a predicted model, not a curated record